ACAGGACUUUUUUGGGUGACUGUACCUACUAACCAAACCAAAACAAACCUAACAUAACAUAACCUGAUAAAAGAUAUGCAUUUGCCCAGGAAAUGCCAUAGAAGAAAAUCGAUUCCUUAUUUAAAAAAUAAAGUGAAGGUGUAAAAGAGGGUGAACACCAAAAGUUACUUGUUGAUUUUCUUGAAGUUUGCUAUACUUCUUGUUUUGAUGGUUUUAGGUAUAUUAUAAGCAACGACAACUUAUAUAAUUUUAAGUAUUUUUUUUAGGAUUUUUGUUUAUUCUAUCCAGCUUCACAUUUCUUCCCCCGGCGCCAUUUUUGUUAUUUCGAAUCCCUUUUUUAAGAGACGUUUUCUAAAUGAUGGUGAACUCUUCCACGUAUUCCUCCUCGCUAUUGCUGAUGUGUAUCAACCUCAAUAUUAAGGUAAGUUGUUUAACACAUGCAUUAUUACGAUAAAGCAUUGAACCUUAUAGAACCUGACCUAACAAACCCAUAGGUUGGGUAUGUUAGGUCAGGUUUCAUGCAUUGUCAUUUUCAUAUGUGUCCAAUAUCAUAUUCGUGUGUAUAAAAAUUUUCAACCAAUUCGGAGGUAAAUAUAUUGGACUAACCGGCAAGCGAAAUUGAUUGAAAACAAUUAUAAAAACCGCCGGAUUUUCGUUGUUAUAUUAUAGUGGACACUUGUAGUUUGUGGAAAUGUUAAAAAAAUUAUAUUUUUAAAAAUAAACGCCAUGUCUCGAUUUAAUAUUACCAUAAAUAUUUAAGGUCAUCAUAGAAAAUGUGUUGGUGUCUAGAGAACGAGCUUGUCUUUAGCGUAUACUCCUGUCAUAAGCCAUAUACAUUUUUAUUCUUUAUUCUCUCACCACUGAUCGGCUUGGGCGAUCGGUCACGUAGCCAUUGCAUACAUAUACAUGGUUGUCUGCUUAUAGAUUUAUCUAUUCACGAACAAUGAUGUUCCUUAAAUAAAAGAAGAGGCAAUACCAUGUUAUACAGUACAUGAAAUAACAUAAAUAAGGGACUUAGGUGGUAGAUAAAUAUAAGUUAAGAAAACAUCAAAAGUGAGUAACAGAGACGUGACCGAUCAGUGGUGAAGAAGAUCAAGGUACAACAGUGUGGCGGCACCUUCGUCUGCAGAACACGAGUUAACCAUUAUUUCUUUAUUACACAUCAGGAUUUUCACUUCUCUCGCCACCAUGAGUGUAAGUAACGUUAGAUAAAACAAAUAUUAAGGUUUAACAGGCGCCUUUUAUUUGUAAACUGCCGCUUGCACACUAGGUUAUGGUAAACUCUUAGGUGCUGCUCAACUGUAGACUACUGUACAGUAUUAAAUGCAACAGAUGACUAACACCAGAAUGCGUUGUUCGAUUAAGUACAUUUUUUCCACGUGUUUUUGGUGAUAGCGAGUAAUAAAAACGAAUAUGAUAGUGUUCAGAACUGGUAAAUUAUGAGGACACCACUGCCACCAGAAAUCGUUAAUGGAAUUCCUUUUUAUUUUUCACUUUAUUGUUGUUUUGGUGAUUAUACAGUAAGUAGUUUAGAAAGCGAGAUGACUUUAUAUAUUAACCUUUUUUUUCCUGUAUAUCUAGAAACAUAAUAAAUCACCUGUAGUGGGCAAGGAGGUCCGGAGCUAAUGUGGAUUGUUGCUUUGCUAUGUUAAGAUUUAAUCAUUAUACAUGAAGGAUGAGGGGGUAAUUAUUCAUUUUUCGCCCAUUCCUCUCUUUUGAUAUGAAAAAUGUUUUUUGGGGUAUAUAUUGGUGUAUUUUAGUAAAUGUGACCUUCAUUUCUUGUGCAAAUAGCCUUUUUUUAUUUAUUUUUCUCGAAAAUCAACAAAGGGCCAAAAACGGCCAUUUUUACAAGAAAUGAAGGUUAUGACUAAAAUAAACGAAAGUAUGCCAGAAAAAAUACAUCUUAUCAAAAGAAGGUCACAAAACCUAAACUAACGUACCAUUUCUGACUGAAUUGCAACUAACCAUGACUGAAUCAUCACUAACCUGGACCAAAGGUAAACUUACCUAUAAUAUUUUCUAGGUAGUGGAUAUUUUCCCUUGACUGGUAAGUUCCUUUUAACGCCAUUUUACCGUGAGUGCGCUCUGAUUGACUAAUUGUUCAUUCCAGGUAAACAACACGAGAACUAUACUUGACCGUGACUGGUGUCAUUUGGCAUUUAUUUCACUGUAAGUCAAUCGUUGUGUAGCUGUAAACACACCGAACCAUAUUUCUGUUGUGCAUGGAACUUAUUAUAAAAGGUGACAUAUACUGUAGUAGAACCUAAUAGAACCUGACCUAACCAACCAAAGAAACUUGCCUAACCUUAUCCAACUUCCUGGCUGGGGGGGUCUUAGUCAAUUAAAGUGCACUCACAGUAAAAUUGCAUUAGUAGAAACUUAGCUGGUCACAGCAAAAUAUCCACUACCUACUUUCUAACCUUAUCUAACCUAACUGCUAAAUCACUUUUGCACAGCUGAAAAUAGGUCAAUGUUUGAGGGUAACUAUAUUAAAAAAAAAAAAAUAUUUGCACUAGAAAUGUUACUCUUAAAUAUAAAUUUGAAUUUAAAAAAAGUAGCAUAUUUAGGGUAGUCAGAAACACUGGAAGAGGAAUGGGUGAAAGACUAAUAUUAACCGGUGAGGGAAAUUGAGGGGGUAAAACGCGGUGAAAAACUGAUCAUGUGUCACUAAAAUGAUUUGUACGUGAAGAAAUUAAUUAUUUACCGUAAAUAUUCAUGCAAAAAAUCUGCUGUUGUUGUCUGCUCUGUUGUUCUCAACCCGCUCGGUACAAGCAUACUUUCACGUCCACCAAAAAUGUAAAAUUACACCUCAAUAAAUUGUGUAGCUUAUCAAUUGAAGACACCAUCAAGACUUUGGUCUCCAAAAAUCACAAAAGAAUACAGUAUGUUUUAAUUUACAAAUUAUUGUGAUGUGCAAAUAGACAUAAUGUAGAUUGUACUGUACUGUACUGUACAAUAAAAGCCAACCUUCAGUAUAAAAAGGUUAGGCUGGGUUAUGCACUCGUGAACUUAAUGGAUACAUUGCCUAAGGUAUAACAUGAGAUUUAAAGGGUCAGUCUUUCAUAUUUACUUCAGUACUGUAUGCACACGUACUUGCAAAUGGCUUCUAAUUCCUACAAGCAUUGUAGCUUUACUUGCAUAAUUAUGGUAACCUACAAAAUAAGUUAAUUUUACUUGCAUUAUGGUACUAAUUUUAUGGUGUUAAAAAAAUAUGAUGCCUUUGCUAUGCUUGAAUAAUAAAGUAGUUUGGCUCCUCAUAAUUAAUUAAUACUGUGCUGUAUUUUAUACAGUCUAAAUCUUAAUGUCUCUUUGUUUUAACAAAAUUUGUAUUUCCAGGUAAAGAAAGAAGAACAGAUCAUGUUUGAUGCUUAUAACGUUGUCCUCCAUGAAUGGAUGAAGGUACUUCGUAGUCUUGGAGCUUCAGAUCACCUUCCAACCAUUGUGUUCCAGUUAUGGGUGAUGUAUCUCCACAAGUUGGGAGUGACCUUUUUAUCAGAAAACACUUGUGUCACUGAUGACAAAAAGUGUGAAUCUGAAAAGAAACCAGAUACAAGGCCACUAUCACCACAGCAGGAUCCAGGGGAGAAAAAUUUGCAUGAGGCAGUUUUUACAAGAACUCGAAGAGGAAAACUUAGACUUCUUUACGAUGGGUAUACCUACUGUUUACUUAAAACAAAUGGAUAUGAAUACUGGCUGUGCGAAAAUACGAAAGAAUGCCUUGGACGCCUGACAGUCAAGAACUGGAAAGUAAUGUCUUCAUAUAAACAUUGUCACUCUCGCAAGAGUGAAGAAGAGAUACAACUGCUGAAGGCUCAAGCAUGUAAUGAUGAAGUAGAUGUGACACAGUUUGCCAGAGAAAUCGAGACGGGACCGAGACGUACUGUUACGUGAUGUUGUGGAUAUUGUCAACAGCACCAUUUAAUUACACGGAAGAAACUUUUAUGGGACGUUGAUGAUCCACAACGUAACAGAGGCGUGAUGGGUAGUGUGAAUCGCCUUUUAUUCAUCAUUUGUGUUGAUUUAGUAUGCAUUUUUCUUCACAAGAGAAAGAGAAGGUUCCUCCAUUAACAUCUGCUACAUCUAACUGCAGUGACAAAAAGGGGUUGUUAUCUUCUUUCGACAAUGAUAGUGUAAAGAAGGGGAAGCUGACAAAAUUGUCUCAUUCAAAGGUAUCUGGCUCACUGUCAAUGUCAUCAGUGAUUUCAAGUACCCAGAACCUCAACCAUAAAAAACCAGACUUUGACACUGCAGUUGUAAACAGUCGCAAAUCCUCAAGAGUUGGAGGCAGGAGAUAUAAGAAGUAUACGCUUAUAUCAUCAGAUGACUCAGGUGACCACAUUUCAUGUUCUAGUGGGUCUGAUGAAGAGUACACACCAUAUGGCAAGAAAAGAAUCACAGGAUAUAUCAGGGAUUCGAGGAAACAUGCCCAGAAGAUGCUUAAGACCAGGGUUAUCAAGAGAAAAAUAAUUUCCAGCGGGGACUCGCUGGAUACAACCUAUGAGGAGCCACUUUGGUCAGCAUGGCUAAGUAGAUAUCACAAGAUGUUAAUGAAAGAUGAAAAGGUGAUAAUCAAUAGUGAAGAAGGUGGAGCCCACUGGGAAAGAUCUACUGAAGGUCAGCAUCAAAGACCUGAAGAAGUUAAUGAUGAACAUUUUCAGUUAUUGGAAGAAGACGUUAAGGAUGAAAAAGAGGCAUGGGAGAGAAAUAAUGAGGACAGCAAAAUAGAUGAUAAGAAAAGUGAAACAGAUGAAGAAGGUAUACCAAAAGAGAUAGAUAAUGAAAAUAAACUAAUGAAACAACUGAUCAAAAGGAGGAUCAGAGGGAAAACUAAGAGGAGGAGGCGGUUUCCUCUGCCGUUGAAGAACAGAGUCUCAAGAUUAUGUCACAAGACUUGCAAAUUCACAGAUUCAUUAAGUUUCCAGAACUUUCCCUACAUGAUGAGGGUGCUCCUGAGUUUAGUGUACCUCGCUGUAUUGCUGGGACAGGAACACUUCCUGCUGAUGGACUUAUUAAGAUGGUGUCAAGAAGGCCACCUUCCCUACUUGUCAGCCUCAUACCUGGUGAACUCAGCAGUGAGAGGCUAUGUAGUUAACAUUUACCUGAUGCAAAAGACACUUCAAGUCCCAAGUUCCAGCACUGUAAGAAAACUUGCACUUCAGAUGAGCAUUUUUCUAUCAUUGCAAGGAAUUCCACUACCUCCAGUAGAGGGUGUGAUUGUGCAUUUGGUUAGACUGCUUAGGCUUCCUGAGCAAGUUAUUACCAUGGCACAGGAACUAGUUGCACUUAAAGGAAAAGAGAAACAUGAGAAAAGAAAGGUAACUCUUGAACUGCCAUCAGUGGAGUCACUGGCUAUGGCGGCCUUGGUGGUGAGCCUCAAGAUAUGUUGUGGCAUCAAUGACUUGGUGGAACAUCACCUUUCAGCAGUGGCCACUAGGAUUAAUGCACAACUUGGAUCAUCACAUUCCUUCUCUCCAAUUUUUUCCUGGGAUGAUUGGAAAAUAUACAUCAACAAACUACAGUGGUUUUGCACACAAGUGAAUCCUUUUUCUGGCUUCAUGUCUUCAAUGUCUGAGGUGUCAGUUUACAGGAAAUCUUCUACAUUUCUUCCAAAGCUUUCUCAGAUCCUCACCUUGUGUAGAAGUUCACCGACUAUAUAUAUGACAGAUGAUGCUGAGAUGCUGACACAGGCAUCCUGGAGUGUCUUUGGGUUGGUUGGUUUGGCAAAAUAUGCCUCUCUUUCAAGUAUAGUGGAGCUUCAGAGUUGGACCUUACAGGAGGUGUUUGAUGAAGCCUUCAUAGGUAGAGCAACAUAUGAUCCACUAAUAGGCAUUGUAAAGCAGUACACAACACCUAUGAGUGAAGAGGAAGCCGAGCGAUCACCAGACUUACUGAAGAUUGGCCAGGACCUCCUGCAAGUAUCCUUUAACUCUCAUCAACUAUACUGGACUCAGGAAAUCACUCACAUUCAGCAAAAUCUAAAAGAAUGUGGCUCACAGAUUAUUUUGAUUCCUGUGGUUUACCCAAAGUCACAACAUGGUAAAGACUGCAAUGGAAAUGGUAAUAGAGAGUCAAGAUCAGAUGAAAUAGGGGUAGCUUCAAGUAAUGAGGUGGACAGUCUGGAUUCGUCACCUCAUUUCUCAGACUAUAAAGACAACUGUAGGACCAGUACUCAUUGGGAGCAAGAUUUUAUUAACAGUUCUUUAUCCCCAAAUUUUGAUAAUGAAGAUACAAACCAUAAUAUAUUUUGUAGUGCAACUGAUAGCUCUAGUCCUUCUACAUCUUCUGAAGGUGAUGGUCCUAAGAAGAAUAUAUUUGGCAGCUCAACAGAUGGCUCUAGUAACUCCUCAGAUUCUAAAAGUAGCCCACAUUCCAAUACCAAUAUAAAUUCUACAUCAGAAGACACCUCAAGUGCUUCUUCAGUUUCUAAAGAUGAUGACCAAACCAAAAUUGAUAUGACUUGUGCUUCAGUAGAUGCCUCGAGUGAUUCCUCAGAUUCUGAAAGUGAGAAAGUAGAAAAGAUUCUCAGGAAUGAAUGUCAUAGCUCAGGAAACAUUGUACGCAUUCCAAUGCCAGUGUACAGAGUUUGGAGAUCUAAUUCCACAAAACGGAAUUUGGUUGAUGUUUGGAAUACACUGCCAACUAAUUUUAAGUGGCUAAUCACCCUUGGCAGUUUGCUGUGUAUGGUAUCGAAAGAGGAACUUGUAAAUGAUGUGGAUAUUCUUGAAGAACUUUGCUAUCAUCCUACUUGUCAGUGAUAUAGAUAGAAUCACUUUCAGUAGAUUUCAGUUUUUAAAAACUUAUACCAGUACAGUAGUACAGGUAUUUAGUUAUUAUUGAAAAUGUGUUUAAUUCAUAAAAAGAGAUGGAUACGUAGGUGAUCAAUUUCCCUAUUUGGGACUUCAAGGACGUCAAGUUAGUCAUUGUAAGUGUUAAGAGCUUUUAUCAAGAUUAAAUUGCUGUUAAAGCUCAAACUCCAAAUGGAUCUUGAGAACCAAGAGUAAAGUUCCUUGGCUUUGGCUUCAGGCUGAAGAACUAAAUCACACUUAAGGAAAGACAUCCCUGAUAUUUUUUUUGUCAGAAUUCAUGACAGGCUUAAUUGGGUCUUAGAACUUAAAUGAUUUCCUAGCAAUAUGAAACAAUGAGGUGUAAACAUUUGAAACGUUUCAUAAGACGUGACUACCGGGUAGAAGUGUCCCUCACACCAGCGGCCAUUCAGCGUAACAUCAAGAUGACACCAGCCAAUAAGCAUGCAGUGUGAGCCUCUGCCACUUAGUUUAAUGUUUCCAGCAUCUUGUGUGCUAGCAACUCUGCUCUCCUCUGGUGUAUUUUGUGUUUAAUAUCCGUGAAUAGUGAGUUCCUCAGAUAGUGAUAAUUAGCCAGUGGUGUGUGGAUAUUCACUGAAGUGUAGGAGGAGUGUAGAGAGCUGGAUUGGUGACAACAAAGAGAAAAAGGAACAGGUAAGACAUAUAUUAGUUGUAAAACUAAAGUCUGUUGUUACCUGUGUUGUGGGGCCUGCUUGUGCUUGUGGUUCCUUCAUUAAUGUAGGCAUGGAUGAGAUUAAGUUUAUUUUUAACAAGUUUUGGUGACUUCAGUCAGUAAAAUGCCUAUUUUUUAAAGCUUGUGAAUUCAAAUGAUAUGAAACAUUGCUAUCUCAUGGAUAGGCCUAAUGGAACACUAAUUUAACUCGCCAAUAACCUGCCCACAUCACAGGUGGAAGAGAAUCAGCAACCACCGUAAAUGUUGGUAGAAGUUUUUAUUUAAUAAUUAUUUUAAAAUAAUA
Messenger RNA from Homarus americanus (American lobster), 7780 nucleotides. RefSeq lists its product as uncharacterized. NCBI's taxonomy places the organism in Eukaryota, Metazoa, Arthropoda, Malacostraca, Decapoda, Nephropidae. Gene Ontology annotation, biological process: RNA polymerase I preinitiation complex assembly; nucleolar large rRNA transcription by RNA polymerase I. The record is from RefSeq and is a predicted model, not a curated record. Bases 4026 to 6755 code for a protein of 909 amino acids. Gene Ontology annotation, molecular function: RNA polymerase I core promoter sequence-specific DNA binding. The transcript has 13 exons. Gene Ontology annotation, cellular component: RNA polymerase transcription factor SL1 complex; RNA polymerase I core factor complex.